AUGCACAGACAAUUCCAGCAUACAGCACAUAAUAGGAGAUCCUCCAUAGUCUACUCCAGUAGCGUGGGGAAAGCUGGAUUAUUCAGUCCUACAGAUUACAUAUCAGGUCAAAAUGGACUGGAGGGGGACGAUGAAGCCAUUGAAGGCGGUCAGGAUGAUGGAUUGAGCGAUCAUGCACUCUACCCGUCGUCACUAUUGGAUGCAAACAACUCUAGGACUCUACAAAGGGAAUCCCGGAAGAGCAAUAGAAGAUCUUUGCCAGGGAGCCUCAUAGAAGAGGAAAGAGAUCUCCUCAUAGAUAAUAAGUUAUUAAACAAUAGAAGAAGCUCCAAUGCCCAUUAUGGGUCUACAGAGAACGAAGAGUCAGAUGUAAUAGAUACAUGGGAAAAUGCUAUAAAGGAUGGUAAAAAUAUAAGAACCACUAUUAAAAGAGAAUCUCAAGUCAUUGGAACAAAUGCUAUGCCACUAGUGGUAACUUUCCUCUUACAAGACUCUUUAACCCUGGCAUCAAUCUUCUCAGUAUCACAGCUUGGUACGAAGGAAUUGGGUGGUGUUACGCUGGGAUCUAUGACGGCAAAUAUUACUGGGUUGGCUGCAAUCCAGGGGUUGUGUACUUGUUUGGAUACACUUUGUGCACAAGCUUACGGGGCCAAAAAUUACCACAUGGUAGGCGUUUUCGUACAGAGAUGUGCAAUUAUCACUUUGCUAGCUUUUUUACCCGUCAUGAUAAUUUGGUGUUUUUGGGCGGAAACAAUUUUGGCAUGGAUGAUUCCACAGAAAGAAUUGUGCCAUUUAGCGGCUCAAUAUCUAGGCAUACUGUCAAUCGGUAUACCUGGUUUCAUUCUGUUCGAGUGCGGUAAAAGAUUUUUACAGUGUCAAGGAAUUUUCCAUGCUUCUACGAUGGUUCUAUUCAUAUGUGCACCGCUAAAUGCGUUCAUGAAUUAUAUUUUAGUUUGGAAUGAGAGAAUUGGAAUUGGUUAUUUAGGGGCACCGUUGUCGGUUUCCAUUAAUUGCUGGUUAAUGGCACUAGGACUUUUACUAUACACCAUCUUUACCAAGGAAGAAGUUAGACCACUCAAAUGCUGGAAUGGAAUAAUCAAACCAAACCAAAUUUUCAAAAAUUGGAAGAAAAUGCUAAAUCUGGCGUUACCGGGUAUUCUUAUGGUGGAGACAGAAUUUCUAGGAUUUGAAAUUUUAACCAUUUUUGCAUCUUAUUUGGGCUCUGCAGCAUUAGGAGCACAAUCAAUUGUAUCUACGAUUGCAUCAUUGGCGUACCAGAUACCGUUCGCCAUUUCUGUUACCACUAGUACUCGUGUAGCCAAUUUUAUCGGUGCAUCCUUGUGGGAAAGUUGCAUAAUUACUUGUCAAACGUCAUUAUUAUUGUCAUUUGUCUCCUCUUCCACCAACAUGCUGAUUAUUCUUGUAUUUAGAAAUCAACUCGCAGCAAUGUUUUCCAAGGAACAGGAUGUUAAAGAUUUGGUCGUUGCCACUUUACCUAUACUGGCCUUUAUGCAAUUAUUUGAUGCUUUUAAUGCGUCAACUGCUGGCUGUUUGAGGGGGCAAGGUCGGCAAAAGAUCGGAGGAUAUAUCAACAUGUUUGCAUUUUAUGCCAUUGGUGUUCCCCUGGCUUAUUUCUUAACUUUCUCCAGAAACAUGGGUGUCGGUGGUCUGUGGAUCGGUAUCACCAUGGCACUUGUCACUAUGAGCGUUUGUCAAGGUGGUGCAGUCUUCAACUGCAAUUGGGACGAUAUUAUUAACGCCGCCAAAUCUCGUAAUACUGAAGGUGACGAACAAGAAUAA
Molecule: messenger RNA, 1800 nt
Organism: Zygosaccharomyces rouxii
Lineage: Eukaryota; Fungi; Ascomycota; Saccharomycetes; Saccharomycetales; Saccharomycetaceae
Gene: ERC1
Product: Erc1p
Exons: 1
Coding region: 1-1800 (599 amino acids)
Biological process (GO): xenobiotic detoxification by transmembrane export across the plasma membrane
Cellular component (GO): membrane
Molecular function (GO): xenobiotic transmembrane transporter activity; antiporter activity
Source: RefSeq, a predicted model, not a curated record